Messenger RNA from Drosophila ananassae, 12176 nucleotides. RefSeq names its product transcription factor stalky-like. Bases 4404 to 6491 code for a protein of 695 amino acids. The record is from RefSeq and is a predicted model, not a curated record. NCBI's taxonomy places the organism in Eukaryota, Metazoa, Arthropoda, Insecta, Diptera, Drosophilidae. The transcript has 5 exons.
CUUUUUACUCACACAUAUUGAUUUAACGCAUUGCAUCAAUGGGUUUUAAGGGAGGGAAAUUGAAACACUGGGAAAUACAUACACAUAAAUCUACCCAAGUCACAAACCAUAAAGUAUUCACAUACUUGGGACUUUGUUGCUAGCAUACACAUGUUGCUGCCAAAGUUAUGCACAUAUAUGUUGCUGCAACAAAACUAUUUCCCCUUCCCCCCCUGCCCUCAACUGCACACUCUAAAUAUUAUAAAUUGCACACUAUUUUACUAAUUGCACGCCAUUACCUAAUAUUGCACAAUUAUUAACACACACUAAACGAAUCAAUUGAGUCUAAUAUUUAAUGAUAACAAAAGGGAAAUUAAUUCAACAUUGAAACACCUACUAAUUAUUAACAUGCCCCGAAGCGACUUUUUAUUCAUUAUUUUUCCUCAUUUUGUUAUCAUUUACUAAUUGAUAAAACAUCUGACACAUUUAUAUGAAUUUAUGACCCGACUCUUUUUUUUUAUUUUAUAAACCAAUGAACGAACUCUUAAAACAACUUUUCCCAGCUCUCGUCUUGGCAAACCCAAGCUGGUGAACUUGACCAAUACUAUCCCGCCUUGGCCUGGCAAGCCUUGGCAAUUGAAUUUUUGAUCCUGCAGUUUUUGAAUAUUAUUGAAGAAUACUAAAUAUUUUCUUGAAUUCCAGAUGUCCCUGCUUUCGGCCUGGCAAGCCGAAGCAAACAAUUUAUUUUGAUCCUUUGGUGGUGGUUUUUCUAGAUUUAUCUUGUUUAAUAGUCUCUCUGCCUCUUGGUCUGGCAAACCAAAGCAGAUGAGCUGAUCUUGUGAAUGAUAAUGGAUGAAUUUGGCCAUCGCUUGUGCUUGGCCAAAAUCUAAAUCUCAAUAUUUUUGCCUAGGUCUGGCAAACCAUAGCAAAUUUAUUUCUUUAUCCUUAAGAUUUUUCUAGAAUAACCCAGUGCAAUAAUUUUCUGUUUACGGCCUGGCAAACCUAAACAGUUGAUAGGAUCCUGCAAAGUACAACUAUUGAAUCUGGCCAGUAUUUAUUGGUCAAAUUUGGAAUCCUGAAUUUAUUUUUGUUUUUCUCCGGUCUGGCAAACCGAAAUAAUUUAUUUUAUUCUGUGAUGAUUUUCCUGCUUUCUGGUCUGGCAAACCAAAAGCAGCUGUGCGAAUUCUGCAGUAGCGUUAUUUACACUAAUUCCGAUCAAUGAAAUGUCAAGUUUGAGUUCCAUGAAAAUCUGCCAACCCCUUUAUUCAGACUGCAGUAUGAAACGAAUCCUGGAUAUCCUUGCCUAUGGACUGGCACUCCUAGGCAACAAGCCAGAUGCUGCACUCUGUUAUUUCACGCUUUUGGCCAACUAGUUUGGCCAAAUCAGAAUUCUUGCCGCCGCCUGUUCCUGCCCGAGAUGGCCCUUUUUGGGCAAAACAAGAUGAAAGAAGGAAGUCCUGUUGACAGUCAAUCCUGCUGUCGCCCGUCAACGAGCCAGUCCCAGCCGCAAUUAGCGGCCAAGUCUGGCCAAUAAUUAUGGCCCAAUGCAAAUGAAGGAUGUCCUGCUGACAGUCAAUCCUGGCCGUCAUCCGUCAAUGAGCCAGUCCCAGCCGCAAGUAUGCGGCCAAGUCUGGCCAAAAACCUUGGCCCAAUGCAAAUGAAGGAUGUCCUCUUGGCAGUCAAUCCUGGCUGUCUCCCGUCAACGAGCCAGUCUUAGCUGCAAGUAGUGGCUAAUUCCGGCCAUAAAUCAUGGCCCAAUGCAAAUGAAGGACGUCCUAUUGGCAGUCAAUCCUGGCUGUCUCCCGCAAGCAGCGGCCAAGUCCGGGCCAUAAUUUGGGCCCAAUGCAAAUGAAGGAUGUCCUGAGGGCGACCAAUCCUGGCCGCCCAUUACCAAUGAGCCCGACUCAGCCCCCAAUUGUGGCCAUGUCGGGCCAUCCAGGCGUCCUCCAUCCUCUGAUGUCUUGGCCUGGAGGGCAUCCACCGACCAGGAUGCUGAAGAUGUUUUGCACUCGCCCUGGAUUGGAGAUGACCCCCCCCCUGCCUGGAUGAGGAUGGCCUGUUCUUGAGGGCCCAACGCUGGACAUCCUUCUCAAUGGACUUUAGAUAAUUAUUUUUCAUCUUGUUUGUCUCGCUAAAAGUCCUCCUCCAAAUUCUUAUCUUGACCAAUCUUUGUUUUUUUUUAUUUGUGUUCUCAUCUCGUAAGAAUCACACUGUUUUGUGAUUCUUUUAAUGUUAGACUUGACUCAAAUCUUUUUGUUUUUUAUUAUUUUUGUUAAUUUAUGUUGUUUUUAGUUUCUUGUUUUUCAUUAUAAGAUUCAUGUAAAUCAACUUGACAAUAAUAAUUAACGUAGUUCUUGUUAGGCUAAUUGUCCUUGUCGGCCUGCUACAGCGGCAGCCACGGUGCAAAAAUGUUGCUCAACAGAGUAAUGGGACACCGUGGUCUGCCGCGCCAGCUGGCCGCCUUGGACCCAAUUUGGAGGAGGUAGGGCAAUAGGGACAACUAAUUAUUAGGCUAAUGAAGGGCAUUUCUCUGCUGUCCUGUCAUUGCGGAACGUACGCUAAGGAGUGUGCAGCUAAUUGUGUUGUGACGUUCCGCAAUGACAGGACCACUAGUUUAAUGAAUUUGCUAGAAAUGUAUUGCCCCGCUUUUAACGUCUUCUUAGUGUUGUGACUCUAUUUUUUUUUGCCCAUGUUAAAUUUUUUUUUUUAUAGAGCACAAAAUGGACGAGCGGUGGCGCCAAUUUACGAAGUGGAGAAGUGUCCUGUCUAGAUGCAUUAGUUAAGUUAUCAUAAGUAUGCACUUGACAAAUCCAUGUUUCCAUGUUUCCGUAUCCUCAGGCCCGGUUGCUGCGUAGAUAUAUACGGGCUGGUUAACCCAUCUGUGAGUGAGUGUUCCUGGCAACUGCUUAAAAAAGACGACCUUAGGGAUAAUGUUUAUAUUUAAAUUAGGGAUAAUGCUUAUAUUUAAAUUGUUGAGUUUCUUGAUUUUCCACUUUUUAUUUUGUCCAAAUUGUCUGUUUACAUUCUUGACAAGGAAAAUCCAUUCACAUUUAUCCCUCUGAUCAACCCCAAUUUUGCUCAGUGUAGCGUUAUCUGACCAAUCCUGAUCCUCUUUACUCUCUCUCUUCAAGAGAGAGUCUCAGUCAGAUCGUCGUGUUGUGUAGUUGGUCGAGUGCGGACGUGCUUUGCGCCCCACUCCUAGUCUCAGUCAGUCAGUCAGAUCGUCGUGUUGUGUAGUUGGUCGAGUGCGGACGUGCCUUGCGCCCCACUCUCAGUCACAGUCUCAGUCAGAUCGUCGUGUUGUGUAGUUGGUCGAGUGCGGACGUGCCUUGCGCCCCACUCUCAGUCUCAGUCAGGCAGUCAGAUCGUCGUGUUGUGUAGUUGGUCGAGUGCGGACGUGCCUUGCGCCCCACUCUCAGUCACAGUCUCAGUCAGAUCGUCGUGUUGAUCAGUUGGUCGAGUGCGGACGUGCCUUCGCCCACUCCCAGUGUCAGCCCCAGUUUCAGUCCCAGUGUCAGUUGGCCGGUCGAGGGCUAACGUGCCCACGCCCCUUGCCCAUUCCCGGCCGGAGCAGCCGCCAGGAGCGCAAGAUCGCUAUCCUCCGGAGCCUGAUUUUCCGCCCGUGCUAGAGCCGCACACGCGCGCAGCAGCCGCGCCGAGGAGCCAGCCAGUAGGCCAGCAGGCCAGCGAGCCGUAAGCUAGCAAGUACCGCCACAGUCAAUUGUACUCAGCAGCCAUAAGAACAUUGUACGAAACAGCCAAUUACGUAAAGGAAACAAAUAAUAAUUAGAACAAACAACUACAAAAAAAAAAAAAAAAAAAAAAAAAAAAAAAAAAGGUGUUUCUAUUGACCUGAAAUUGACCAAAAAAUUGACCAAAAUUGACCAAAUAUAUAUAUGUAAAACCUACGAAACACGACUUAAAAAAAAGCGAGACUCUUGACGACAUAUAUAUACACAUAAAACGACACAUAUAAAGGCACAUAAAACGACAUUAAAAAAAGGCAUAUAUCACGACAUAUAAAAAAGGCAGAUUAAAUUACAUAUUAAACGACAUAUAAAAGGACAUAUAAAACGACAUAUAAAACGACACAUAUAUAUUUAUAUAUAUAUACAUAUAAUCUAAUUCCCGCCCAGCACAUACACAUACAUAUAUAUUUGGCGCCAAUUAUUGCGCACCUGUGUGUGUGCCUUAACCGUUUAUUCUGCAGCAACGGCAUCAUCACCAAUUUUGGCGGCCAAGUACAGCCACGGCAAAGCAUUUUGCACAAAAUUAGUCAAUUUUUGGCAAUUUUGGCGCAAUUGGAAGCGUCGCACAAAAGGAGAAGCAGGAGAACCGCUAUUCUAUUGGGCAUUUAAACGGCAGCCUAUCCGGAGAGAGGUCCCAUUCCUGAGCUAAGAAAGGCGGAGCGAGGAAAACGAAAGAUGGCAAAGAGAGGCUUAAAUAAGGGUGAGUCAAAGAUCAUAUCAUUAUGUAGUACUCCCCUCACAACUUCUCUCAGCUCUCUUAAUAAUGAUGCUCUUACUAAAGAGAAAAUUGCCAAAGAGAGCAACACUAAAGAGAGCUCUAAUAGAAAGAGCACUACUAAAGAGAAGAGUAGGCUCCGCCUCUGUUCUUCCUCCUCCCCUUCUUCCGUCUCUCCCAAUUCUAACGGAUCUGAUGCGCCUCCAAUGCGUACUCUCAGAAGCUCUCUUAACAAUCCUAAACGCAAGCAUAGAAACACUUAUGAUUCGGUCACUAUUAACGACACCAAUUCUAAUGCUACCUCGCGGCCGUCCUCUAGUAGUGACUCGGCACUCUCUCCCUAUUCUAAAAUGAAAAAGGUAGAGAAACGGAGAAAGAAAAUCCUCAUGGCUCUAAUUAGAUCGCGGGUUGAAAGGGCUAAUGCAAAGAGAUUACUCUCUGCCUCUGCUGCCCGUUUGAUGAGCGACCCCAAGCGUCCCGUCCCUAAUGAUCCGGGACCAGCCAAGUCUCCUCUUCAACCCGGACCUUCUACUACUGCUCCUUUUAUUUCUACUGAAGGGGUCCCCCCUCCCCCCUCUGCUAAUAUUCAAGCGCCUGUCUUCAAGUGCAAUUUCGCACAAAGCUACAACAGGGAUAGAAAGUUGAAUCUGGAAAUGCAGCAGCUACAGCAACUUCAACAACAGCAUCAACACCAGCAACCGCAGCUACAACAACAAACACCUAGUGUAGCCAAUAAUACCAUUGUUGACGACCCGAUGACUGGUGUUGAUGGCCCCGUUGGCAAUAUAGAUGGCGCCAAUGUCAAUCCCAUCUCUGUGCCAACUCUCAACGCCACUCCUACUGUACCGUCACCCUCCUCUGCUGUAGCCCGUCCUGUUGCCCCCGCCGUUUCCUUGGCCCUGGUUCCUUCCUCUACUUCGACCAAUUCUACCAGCCAGUUAGCCCAAUGCUACAAAUGCCAAGGCUUUGGGCAUUUCAAGUGGCAAUGCAAGAACAACUUUUCUUGUAUGAAAUGCGCCGGCCCACACCCAACUCAUGUUUGUAGAGGAAAGAGAAUAGUCCCCGCCAAGUGCAUCAACUGCAAUGGGCCUCACAUUAGCAGCUAUAGAGGAUGCCCCAAAUACAUGGAAAUUAGGCAGCAGCUAUUUGGGAGUCAGCCUUCCCACUCAGAUGGCUCUUCUAGACGCUAUCAGGGCAGAUCUCAGAGGAUUAGCAGUUCUCAGGCUUCUAAUGCUAACUCAAGAUCAACUCCUAGGACUAAUGUUAGGCAGCAAAGUAAACAGCACCAGCGCCAGCAACGUCAUCAAUGGCAACACCAGCACCAGCAUCAUCAGCGUCAGUACAGACGUCAGCCAGGGCGACAGCAGCCCCCACAGAGGACAGGUAGCCUCAACUAUUGGCAGCCACUGCAGACUUAUGACAGGAACUCUAAUGGCCAGGCCAACUCUAGAAGUAGUCAGAAUCCCAGCCAGCAGCAACAGGAACAGCCUCAAAAUAGGAUUGUCAGGAAUCCCUUUAGAAGAAAUCAACCUAACAACUCCAAUGCCUUUGGCUUAGCUAGCCGACCAAAAAACCCCGCUGAGGCUCACUUGUCCCGAUUCCAGGCUAAACUUAGGGCCGAGCGAACCGGAAACUUGGCUUACGCUCGUCAGCAGCGCUCUCCUACUCAGGUCACUCCUAAUGCUAAUCGUGGCCAGAGCCAGAGCCUUAGCCAGCAGAAGGGCAAUUAUGUGGAAGUCCAAAACAGCCAGGUGAACAAAAUUCAGCAGAAUUAUGCCCAGCUCCUGAAGCUGCACAUUAGGACUCAGGCCAGACUAGAUAAGUUAGAGAACUUAUUUAAUAAACUCUUUAAUAAGCUGCUAACCUCUGCGGGCAUUGCUACGGCUAGGGAAGCUUCGCCUGACGCCCCCCUUGGGAAACGCGUCAAGAGGACUCGCUCUCAUGCAAAGGAUCAUAGCGACUCUAUGAUUGCAGCAGGAUUCUUUUCUGGCUCCAUCAAUGAUUCAAUAACGGAGGCGCUAUUUGCUGAUGGCCCACUUUAUGUUUAAUCUGCAGCUUGCCCAAAUUGCUAUCCCCUCACUUAAGGCUGUUUUUGAAGGGGCUCUGGAUACGCUACUCCCUAGUUGGCAGCCAGCUGCAUUUAUCCUUUUUCUUAUUGGGCCGUAUUUACUCCAAAUAUUACUAAUCCUCCCGAAGUCCAACUCCUCCAUUGUCCUCACUAAUAACAGAUAUGCUUCCUUCCGAGCGACUUUUGGACGAAUUUGGUGAUCCCGAUUUUCACUUGGUAUGGUUGAAAACGUAUGGGACACUAUUUUCCACUGUGGACGUCCUCCAACACCUUUAGGAUGAUGCUGUGGACCAGAAAAUGCCAAUUGUUGAAUUUUUGCCACGCCCCCUUAGCGCCACCAUGGGCGUUUGUAUUGGUCACAUAUGAAAAAUCUCAUGUGUUGGCCACUACUUCUUGGGUAUGGCAAAAAUUUUAUGGAGCGCUGUUUUCCACCUCGGAUGCUAUUCAACACCUUCAGGAGGACCUUAAGGACUAGCCAACACCAAUUAUUGAAUUUUUGCCACGCCCCCUUAGCGCCACCAUGGGCGUAUGUAUUGGGCACAUAUGAAAAAUCUCAUGUGUUGCCCACUACUUCUUGGGUAUGGCAAAAAUUUUAUGGAGCGCUGUUUUCCACCUCGGAUACUAUUCAACACCUUCAGGAGGACCUUAAGGACUAGCCAACACCAAUUAUGGAAUUUUUGCCACGCCCCCUUAGCGCCACCAUGGGCGUAUGUAUUGGUCACAUAUGAAAAAUCUCAUGUGUUGACCACUACUUCUUGGGUAUGGCAAAAAUUUUAUGGAGCGCAGUUUUCCACCUCGGAUGCUAUUCAACACCUUCAGGAGGACCUUAAGGACUAGCCAACACCAAUUAUUGAAUUUUUGCCACGCCCCCUUAGCGCCACCAUGGGCGUACGUAUUGGGCACAUAUGAAAAAUCUCAUGUGUUGACCACUACUUCUUGGGUAUGGCAAAAAUUUUAUGGAGCGCUGUCUUCCACCUCGGAUGCUAUUCAACACCUUCAGGAGGUCCCUAAGGACCGGGAAACACCAACUCCGGAAUUUUAGCCACGCCCCCUGAACGCCACCAUGGGCGCACGCUUCGACCUCUUGUGAAAAAUUUCACCUGACGGUCGAAAUUUUGAAGGAACGCUGCCAUUCAAUCUGGAGGUCAUUUAAUACCAGCAGGAUGUCACUUAGGACUGGAUUGGACUAAUUUCAGAAUUUUAGCCACGCCCUCCUAGCGCCACCAUGGGCGUAUGUAAUGGCCACACGUGAAAAUUCACACUUGAUGGUCAUUUCCACUGGGUAUGGCUGGAAUGUUACGGGGCUCUAUCAUGCGUCCAGGAUGACUACCAUCGCCUGCAGGAUGAACCUAAGGACCGGGAAACACCAACUCCGGAAUUUUAGCCACGCCCCCUGAACGCCACCAUGGGCGUUCGUUUUGACCUCUUGUGAAAAAAUUUCACCUGUUGGACGAAAUUUUUAAGGAGCACUGCUAUUCACCCUGGAUGACAUCCAACACCAGCAGGAUGAUGCUUAGGACUGGAUUGGACCAAAUGCCGAAUUUUGCCACGCCCCCUGCCUGCCAUUAUGGGCGAUUGCAUCAGGCUAUUUAUGGAAUUUUUUUUCCAUUUUAUAGCCACUUCUGUGGGGCUCAUCAGAAAUCCUUUCCAGUCCCCCUCUGCUGACCUAAUGCCACCCGUAUCUCCUGUGAUGAUGCCAUGGUCCUUUUUAAGGACUCACAAAAAUUCUUUUGCCUGCCACUAUACAGCCCAUUUUGGGCUGCUCAUUGAACAAACUGUGAUAUUGUGUAUACACACAUCCUUGACGACACCUAACAUGGACGACAAGGCUAACUAAUUCUAAGGAUCUAAGGACUGACGAAGGUAUUUACACUCUGGAUGCCCCCUAUUGGGGCAAUUUUAUAUGAUAAUUUAUUUCCUGACGACAUCUCCAGCCAUGGUGGAUGCCCCCUAGUGGGUCAUUAUAAUUAUAAUAUUAAUUUAGGGAAAAUUAUUCCCCCACCAAAUGUUACAUUUGUCGCCAGAUCCUGGCGGCACUAUCGUCUCGAUUUUUGUCAACCUUGUCAGUUCUAGCCAAUGUCUUUCCGUUAAUUCAAAGGACUCAUAAUCACACACAUAAGCAAUUUCACACAAUGAGCCUGAAAUUAUCCAUGUCCAAGGAACCAGUAAAUCUCAAGUCAAUGAAAUUUUUCUAAUAUUUUCUUUAUUUAAAUAACUGCCAAUUGCCUAAAAAUAUCAUCAUAUUUAAAAUGCAAAUAUUCACAUAUAUAUUGAGCCAAAAAAUUGUCCAAAAUCUAACAAGCAUGAUAAUUAAACCCUCUGAGUCAGUGAAAUAUUCCAUUCAUGUUAAUAAUUUGCCAAUUGCCAAGUAAACAAAUUCUCAUUUGAAUUUAUUCUAAAUAACUGGUAAAAACUGCUAUAUAUUUAUGUACAUAUGCACGUUCCGAUUCCAUUGUUCCCAUAGCAAGUAAAUGUUCGUACUUUAUUUUAUUCUGCCAUGUAUGAUCAGUCUCUGUUUGUUGAUGCGAGCGAACGCAACCAUUUUUUCCACGUGCUUUCUAUGUGUUAAAUUAAUGCCGAUUGAUGGCCAAAAUCGUAAAACUUUUAAUGUGAAAUAUUGGCCAACAGCCAAGGGCUGAAAACUAAAAGAAAAAAUUGAAUAUUUGUGCAAUUUCCCCAGUUAAAAACAUAUAUCUAAAGUGCAAUAUUUUCUUUUCUAGGGGAAUGAGAAGUAACCAUAAACAUCGGCUGUGCAAUUUUAUUAUAUUUAUUUUAUUUUAUUUUAUUCUGUGUCAAAGUGCAAUUUUGGGAUUUAAUUUUGCCAAUUAAAUCCCACAAUAUAUGUAUGUCACACAUACAUACACAUGCUGCUAUUUAUUUCCCCAAUUAAAAACGUGAUGGCCGGCUUAAGAGAGGAUUUAAAGAUCGGGGAAUGAGAAGUAACCAUAAACAUCGGCUGUGCAAUUUUAUUAUAUUUAUUUUAUUUUAUUUUAUUCUGUGUCAAAGUGCAAUUUUGGGAUUUAAUUUUGCCAAUUAAAUCCCACAAUAUAUGUAUGUCACACAUACAUACACAUGCUGCUAUUUAUUUCCCCAAUUAAAAACGUGAUGGCCGGCUUAAGAGAGGAUUUAAAGAUCGGGGAAUGAGAAGUAACCAUAAACAUCGGCUGUGCAAUUUUAUUAUAUUUAUUUUAUUUUAUUUUAUUCUGUGUCAAAGUGCAAUUUUGGGAUUUAAUUUUGCCAAUUAAAUCCCACAAUAUAUGUAUGUCACACAUACAUACACAUGCUGCUAUUUAUUUCCCCAAUUAAAAACGUGAUGGCCGGCUUAAGAGAGGAUUUAAAGAUCGGGGAAAGAGAAGAAACCAUAAAACAUCGGCUGUGCAAUUUUAUUAUUUUAAUCUAUUUUAUUUUGUGUCAUAGUGCAAUUUUCGGGAUUUAAUUUUGCCAAUUAAAUCCCGCAAUACAUUUAUGUCACACAUACAUAUGCAUGCUAUUUAUUUCCCCAACUUAAAACGUGAUGGCCAGCUUAAGAGAGGAUUUAAAGAUCGCUCUCGUCUUGGCAAACCCAAGCUGGUGAACUUGACCAAUAUUAUUUAGCCUUGGCCUGGCAAGCCUUGGCAAUUGAAUUUUGAUCCUGCAGAUUUUGAAUAUUAUUGAAGAAUCCUAAAUAUUUUCUUGAAUUCCAGAUGUCCCUGCUCUCGGCCUGGCAAGCCGAAGCAAACAAUUUUAUUUUGAUCCUUUUUUGUGGCUUUUCUAGAUUUUUCUUGUUUAGUAGUCUCUCUGCCUCUUGGUCUGGCAAACCAAAGCAGAUGAGCUGAUCUUGUGAAUGAUAAUGGAUGAAUUUGGCCAACGCUUGUGCUUGGCCAAAAUCUGAAUCUCAAUAUUUUUGCCUCGGUCUGGCAAACCAUAGCAAAUUUAUUUCUUUAUCCUUAAGAUUUUUCUAGAAUAACCCAGUGCAAUAAUUUUCUGUUUACGGCCUGGCAAACCUAAACAGCUGAUAGGAUCCUGCAAAGUACAACUUUUGAAUUUGGCCAAUAUUUAUUGGUCAAAUUUGGAAUUCUGAAUUUAUUUUUGUUUUUCUCCGGUCUGGCAAACCGAAAUAAUUUAUUUUAUUGUGUGAUGAUUUUCCUGCUUUCUGGUCUGGCAAACCAAAAGCAGUUGUGCAAAUUCUGCAGUAGUGAUAUUUACACUAAUUCUGGUCAAUGAAAUGUCAAGUUUGAGUUCCAAGAAAAUCUGCCAACCCCUUUAUUCAGAUUGCAGUAUGAAACGAAUCCUGGAUAUCCUUGCCUAUGGACUGGCACUCCUAGGCAACAAGCCAGAUGCUGCAUUCUGUUAUUUCACGCUUUUGGCCAACUAGUUUGGCCAAAUCAGAAUUUUUGCCGUCGCCUGUUCCUGCCCGAGAUGGCCCUUUUUGGGCAAAACAAGAUGAAAGAAGGAAGUCCUGUUGACAGUCAAUCCUGCUGUCGCCCGUCAACGAGCCAGUCCCAGCCGCAAGUAUGCGGCCAAGUCUGGCCAAAAAUUAUGGCCCGAUGCAAAUGAAGGAUGUCCUCUUGGCAGUCAAUCCUGGCUGUCACCCGCAAGUAUGCGGCCAAGCCUGGCCUCUUAUCAUGGCCCAAUGCAAAUGAAGGACGUCCUAUUGGCAGUCAAUCCUGGCUGUCUCCCGCAAGCAGCGGCCAAGUCCGGGCCAUAAUUUGGGCCCAAUGCAAAUGAAGGAUGUCCUGAGGGCGACCAAUCCUGGCCGCCCAUUACCAAUGAGCCCGACUCAGCCCCCAAUUGUGGCCAUGUCGGGCCAUCCAGGCGUCCUCCAUCCUCUGAUGUCUUGGCCUGGAGGGCAUCCACUGAUCAGGAUGCUGAAGAUGUUUUGCACUCGCCCUGGAUUGGAGAUGACCCCCCCCUGCCUGGAUGAGGAUGGCCUAUUUGAAGGGCCCAACGCUGGACAUCCUUCUCAAUGGACUUUAGAUAAUUAUUUUCAUCUUGUUUGUCUCGCUAAAUGUCCUCCUCCAAAUUCUUAUCUUGACCAAUCUUGUUUUUAUUUGUGUUCUCAUCUCGUAAGAAUCACACUGUUUUGUGAUUCUUUUAAUGUUAGACUUGACUCAAAUCUUUUUGUUUUUUAUUAUUUUUGUUAAUUUAUGUUGUUUUUUAGUUUCUUGUUUUUCAUUAUAAGAUUCAUGUAAAUCAACUUGACAAUAAUAAUUAACGUAGUUCUUGUUAGGCUAAUUGUCCUUGUCGGCCUGCUACAGCGGCAGCCACGGUGCAAAAAUGUUGCUCAACAGAGUAAUGGGACACCGUGGUCUGCCGCGCCAGCCGGCCGACUUGGACCCAAUUUGGAGGAGGUAGGGCAAUAGGGACAACUAAAUAUUAGGCUAAUGAAGGGCACUUCUCUGCUGUCCUGCCAUUGCGGAACGUACGCUAAGGAGUGUGCAGCUAAUUGUGUUGUGACGUUUCGCAAUGGCAGGACCACUAGUUUAAUGAAUUUGCUAGAAAUGUAUUGCCCCGCUUUUAACGUCUUCUUAGUGUUGUGACUCUAUUUUUUUUUGCCCAUGUUAAAUUUUUUUUUUAUAGAGCACAAAAUGGACAAGCGGUGGCGCCAAUUUACGAAGUGGAGAAGUGUCCUGUCUAGAUGCAUUAGUUAAGUUAUCAUAAGUAUGCACUUGACAAAUCCAUGUUU